Messenger RNA from Puccinia graminis f. sp. tritici CRL 75-36-700-3, 1638 nucleotides. RefSeq lists its product as uncharacterized. NCBI's taxonomy places the organism in Eukaryota, Fungi, Basidiomycota, Pucciniomycetes, Pucciniales, Pucciniaceae. Gene Ontology annotation, biological process: proton motive force-driven ATP synthesis. Gene Ontology annotation, molecular function: proton transmembrane transporter activity. The record is from RefSeq and is a predicted model, not a curated record. The coding region runs from base 257 to 982 and encodes 241 amino acids. The transcript is spliced from 6 exons.
CGAGUUCGGACGAGCUGAUUAUGUAAUCCUCAGCCUACGGGGCGAGGGACGGCGAGGGUCAUCUCAGAUGACCUUGUAUAGCCUUCGUACUCGGUGUACGAGGGCUAUUGAAUAGCCAGUUGGCAGUCGACAGGGGUGUUAGCAUCCGCCGGGCCCCCCCUCCGAGGCUCCGGCUUUCUCCAUCAUCAUCAUCUUUCGAGCGUCAGCCAGCACAGCACUCAGCCAGCCAGAGACUUCAACAUCAACCACAAGCACCAUGAACCAGCUCAGACCUCUUGCUCGCCGACUGGCCCUCAACAACACCCAAUCACUCAGACCGGUCGUCCUGCCGGCUGCCACCAGUAUCCGCUUCAAUUCUACCACCACCGCACCAACCGAUCCCAAGGCUAAAGCGAACGCAUUCCUAGACGCUCUUCCGGGAAACAGUGCGAUCAGCAAGACCGGUUGGGUGACCUUGGCGGCCAGCUUGGGCGGAUAUGCGGUCUCAAACGAACUCUACGUGGUCAAUGAGGAGUCCGUCAUCUUGGCUGGCUUUGUCAUCAUGGUCGGAUACUUGAGCACCGUCAUCAAGGAACCUUACAAACAAUGGGCCGACUCGGUGAUCGAGAAACAAAGAAGCGUCUUGAAUGCCUCCCGAACAGAGCACACCAAUGCCGUCAAGGAACGAAUCGCCUCGGUGAGCGAGAUGAAGGAUGUGGUCUCGGUGACCAAGACGCUGUUUGAGAUGUCACGUGAUACGGCAGUGACUGAACAUGAGUUACACAAGAUGAAGCAGAAGAUGGCCGUUAAGGAUGAGAUCAAGUCGAUCUUGGAUGGAUGGGUGCGUGUGGAAACCCAAGCCCGAGAGGCCGAACAAGCCGAACUGGUCAAACAAGUCGUCUCGAGCGUCCAGAAACAGUUGGAAGACCCCAAGCUGCAGAAAGAGAUCAUGUCCAAUAGCAUCGCUGAGAUCGAAGCUUUGAUCAAAGACAAGAAAAUCUAAAGGGUCGGAUGCAAUCCCUAAGUUCAAGCUCACGUAACCUAUGUUUAUUUGGGAGUACAUACAUACAUACAUAUGCAUCAUCAAGCCGAAUGCGAGUCCGAUCAAUCUCUGGUUUUGAUUCAUCAUCACUUAGAACCGAUACACAAUAGCUGGCUUGGAAACUUGAGUGUCUUGUACUUUGAUGAUGAUCUUCAACCUAUCGUCUCUCUCAGCUUGUACCAAAACACACACACACACAAAACUUGGCGCCUGUCUUUUUUUUUCUUAUUCACGUAAUCGUCUCCGUCUCCUCCUCCUUCAAGCACCCGUCUAUCUGAAUAAUGUGUGACUGUGUACGUCUGGAACGUGUGGUGUGGUCAGGUGAGCUACACAUUGAAGGUAGAUCCGCAGCCUUUUCUCCAUUCCUGAGAGACAUGAAGCUUGUGCCUAGUUCAUGGGCUGGGUGGUGAAGGGGAGGCUGUCACCAGCCACUUACGAUUGCCUUCACCUUUCCCCAUCAAUCCAUCCAUCUAUCAUUGUGAGCAAGUUGGUUCCAUCAAAAAGAAUCAAUCCAUUUGCAUUGAGGGAGAGCGUAAUUUGUAACAUGUACUCAGAUUCAUUCUUGAGAAAUGUGUUUUAUGACCCCUACAACCACAGAAACAAAAAGGCAAAAUAAG